Larimichthys crocea (large yellow croaker) is the source of this 1989-nucleotide messenger RNA. RefSeq lists its product as uncharacterized. Gene Ontology annotation, cellular component: external side of plasma membrane; membrane raft. The transcript is spliced from 3 exons. Gene Ontology annotation, molecular function: MHC class II protein binding; protein tyrosine kinase binding. Bases 650 to 1339 code for a protein of 229 amino acids. The record is from RefSeq and is a predicted model, not a curated record. NCBI's taxonomy places the organism in Eukaryota, Metazoa, Chordata, Actinopteri, Sciaenidae. Gene Ontology annotation, biological process: positive regulation of ERK1 and ERK2 cascade; interleukin-15-mediated signaling pathway; T cell activation.
UGUGUUAAUUUAGAUUAGAUUUAGAUUUUUUUAAAUAACGCAGAGACUGUUACUGUGCUGUCAGGUUGACGGUGGAGGUUUGUCCUGAGAUGCUCAUGUUGAAUAUAAAGAGUGAAAAGUUUUUCAUAUAAAAUAUAUUGAACAUAUUUUUUCAUUGAUAUAAUUCAUUUUGAUUUAAAACAUGUUUGGAUGCUUUUCACAGAAAAAAGGUGUGAUUAAUUUAGAUUCAAUUAAUCACUUAACAGCCCUGUUUUUUCCCCCUCAAAAUUCUGACCGGCUGCUGCAGCAGCAACAUGUUGCACCGUGGACAUCAAGAGUCAAAGUGUGGUGGACGAGGAGUUUGACUCUUCACCUGUGUGUUCAUGUGUGCUGUCAAACAUCACCAUGACUCCUGUCUGUUUCUAACAAACACUAUCUAAAGGAAACAAGCUGCGUUCAUGCAAACAUUUAUCUGAACCAACAAUCUUCACACAGACAACUUUUUUUCUUCACCUUGAGAAAACGUCACAAACAGUCGGUGGGACUGUCCACAGUGUGGACUUGAGUCGCUGUGAGGAAGUAGAUUCAUCUUUUCAUCAUUUAACUCCCAGCAGCUUCCAGACUGUGACAGUUAACAGCCGAGAAGAGACAGAAGACGGACUGAAGCACGAUGGUUGAAUUCUGGAUUCAAAUGUCUUCAUUUCUGAUUCUGCUGCUUCACUUUACAGCAGCAGUGACUGGAAAAUCUGUUGUUGUCAGAGUUGGAGAUGAAGUCACUUUGCCUUGUGGAAAUGUGAUUGGUAAUCAGGACAAAUGUGAGCGUACUGACUGGGUCUUCAAUGCUCCAAGAAACAGAGAAACAGUAGAGCUGAUUAAAAAUGGACAGAUUGGUGAAGAAGCCAAAUCUAAAUCAGACAGACUGAGUGUUACACAGAACUGUUCUCUGGUUAUAAAGAAGGUCACACAUGAAGAUGCUGGUAUCUACGACUGCAGACAGUUUGAAUCAGGAUAUACAGACCAUCGAGUUUAUCUGUCUGUUGUUACCAUGACUGAACACGAGAACAAUGAUGAGGUGACGUUGUCCUGCUCUAUGCCACGAUGGUGUAAUCACAGAGUGGAGUGGGUGUAUGAGGGUAAAGUUAAAGACAAGGAGACAUCACAGCGUAGGUGCUCAGUUAAUUUGACCUAUAAGAAGCAGGAGUCAAAGAAGUACAAGUCACUUAACUGUGAAGUGAAGAAUCUUUACAAUGGACGAGUGCAGCAGUUUCCCUUCAGCCGUCAGACCUCAGGUGAGAAACCAGGUGAGCUCAUGAUGAGCUGUUUAAAGUCACUUCAUCCUGAUGGAACAAACUAUAUUUGAUGAUUUGUUUGAUGUUUGAAGUCAGAAGAUGACAUCAUUCUUUCUCAUUUAUAGAAAUUAGGUCAUUUCUUCAUUCAACAGUUUGUUUGUUUACAUGUCUUUUUAUUGGGUUUUUGGUUUUAAUGCAAUAAUUGACAGGAUAAGUCUAUUCAGGGUUUUUGGAUUUUUCAGGUGAUGCAGCAACAACGAUGGCAGCAACAACGAUGGCGGCAACAACGAUGGAGGCAACAAUGAUGGCGGCAACAACACAAGAGGGGGCCUCAAACUUCUGACUUUCCUGAUUCCUUCAAACAUCACGCAAACUUUUGUUAUUCGGCAUCGGGGUGGUACUGCUCAGCUGUGUGGUGUGACGGAUAUGGAGUCCUCAGACACUCGAGGAAGCUUCACGGGCACAGACUGGUCCUUGAUUGGACCUCUUGCUUCCCUGGUCUUGCAAAUUGUGCUGCGAGAUCCUCAGGAAUGGGGAUCUUCAGCACCUGAUCCACGUAUGGACCAGAGUCUAGGAAAACCUUCUCAAAGAUGAUGGAAAAAAAUUUUUGAGAAAGAAAGUCAGAAAAAAAGUCAGAAUUCUGAGUUUUAGAGACAGAAGUCCUUAAAUUUCCCCCCAAAAAUCUGACUUUUUUCAAACAAUCCUGACUGAGAAAAAGACU